This is a messenger RNA of Centruroides sculpturatus (bark scorpion), 3184 nucleotides long. RefSeq lists its product as uncharacterized. The coding region runs from base 136 to 2805 and encodes 889 amino acids. The record is from RefSeq and is a predicted model, not a curated record. The transcript has 17 exons. Lineage: Eukaryota; Metazoa; Arthropoda; Arachnida; Scorpiones; Buthidae. Gene Ontology annotation, molecular function: protein binding.
CGACGAAUAAAUUUCUUGCACGUGAUAUCUCGUGACCGGUAGCAGGCUGCUGAAGUCAUAGAGAUACGACGUUUUCUAUAUUUUCCGUCUAUUUUUAUUAGAAAAAUUCAAUUUUCCGUAGUCAUUAAACAGAUCAUGAAAGACAAAGUUCUAUUAUUGCUUUGUCUUCUUUCCUUCACUGUUUCUAUAAAUGGAGAAAUUGAUAUAGAUGUAAAUGAUCACAAUUAUACAGAUCCAUAUGGCGUGUUUAAUGUUAACCCAGAUGGUUCUGUUAACCCUGGCGUUAAUUGGACAGGAAAAAUAAUUUCACAUGAUUCAGUUAAUAUUUUAAUUGUCAUGGAAGAUAUGCUUUUAGAUGUAGCAGAUAAAUUUACUAUUACUAAUGAAGAUGAUGAUAAACCUUUAUUUAAUUUUCAUGAUAAUAUAGCUCCAUUUUCUGUGCUUAUUAAAGCAAAACAAAUUAAAAUAACUGUUAAUACAUCUAAUAGUAAAGUUAGAAGAACAUUUAGAGGAUAUUAUAAUAUGGAAGAAUGUAAGUAUGUCAUUGAAAAAGAUUCUGGAUUUAUGUCUACUCCUUUAUAUGGAACUACUGCUAAUUGUUCGUUUAUAUUAAGUCCUUCUCAGACUUAUUAUUCAAAACGUAGCAUUACGUUUCUCAAUGCUCUUUCUAAUCAGAAAAUUUACAUAAGUGGUUCUGGCUCUCAAGAUUCUGCUUAUUCAGGCAAUGAAAACGUUUCCGAGAUUAUUGGAAAAGAUACAGACGCAAAUUUAACUUUGACAAUUGAAGUUAACAAAACAAAAACUCAGAAACUGUUUUUUGCAUAUGAAAAUGUACAAAAUGGAAGUGAAUUUAUUAACUUGAGAGGAAAUCAAACAGUUAAGGAUUUAGUCUACAAUUCGUCGGAAGUUUCGUCAUUUCAAGAACAACCCUCGGAGAUCCACUGGAUUAUUGAAAGUGAAGAGAAAACGGUUAUAUCUUUGCAGUUUAUGAAUCUUUCGUUGACAAAUGGAGCACAGAUUCUUGUCAGUGACGGGAAUAGUAAAUUAGCACAGCCAAUCAGACAGAUUUCAUCACUCGAUUAUAAUAAACUUGAAGGUACUUACAUUUUGUCUACCGGAACAUUUUUGAGGAUAGCACUUACUCCAUUUAAUGGAAAAAUUGUUGUGAAUGCACAAGUUAGAAGCCAUGAUCAGGGUGGUUAUUUCCAGAAUAAAGGUGAACUACACUUUUCUAAGAGUAAAGAAGACAUAAUUUAUCUGUUGGAAGUUAACGAAAAUGAAAACGUUGUUCUGGAAAGUCAAAAUGGAAAUCCAUUGACGGUUCCCCUUUAUGUUUAUAACGAUUUUUCGGUCUCGUCUAAAUUACUGUUUACUCUAAAAGGAGAUAUUCCAAAUUACCCGAUCGUGUCAGAUACUUCCAAAAUGAUGAUAAUUGCAAAGAAUUUUAACGACACUGCAACUUAUAAAGCAAAUUUUAAAGGAAUCCCUAAGGGCUGUUACCGAAUGACAUCGCAACCCAGUUACGAUUAUGUCAUUAGCGGUAACUGUCAGCAGGAAUGCAAGUGGACCACCUUACCAGAUAACAACUACGAAACUAUAUCAUUACAUAUGCAUUUAUUAAAUUUUGAUGCAAAAGAUAUUUUGACAAUCAGUCUUUUGGAUAAAGAUAACACUAAAGUUCUAGACAUAAGGACAAAAGAAACUAUUCCGGAAUUGUACUUACCCGCAAAAGUGGGAUUCGUAAUGACCACCAAAAAUGUUAACUGCAACGCAUCCAAUUCGUUACUUCAUGUAAAUUACGAGAAGUUAAAUGGAUGUGACAAAAAAAUAGAACAGCUUUCACCGGGACAGAUGUUGCAAAUUACUUCUCCUAAUUACCCCAACACCUAUCCACUACUGGCAGAAUGCUGGUCUAAUUUUACUUCUAAUAACAGCAGUAAACGGCUCUAUCAUGUUGCGUUUGAUAGAUUGUCUCUCUCGUCGACUCACUGCUUGACAUUUUGGGAAGACAUUAAAGCUAAAAAUGCAACAAUGAAAACGUUUAGCGGAGUGAGUUCACCACUUCCCGACGAUUUACUGUUUCAGCCAGAUCUAGCCAUUGAAUUCAUUUCCAAACCAUGUAACGCUACAAAAAAUGUUAAUUUGGACACUGCGCAGGGAUUUGCUCUGAAUGUAACAUCUGCAGAUUGCGGAGGAACGAUAACCGCUAAGGACGGAAAUUUUAGCACUCCAAACAAAACUACCAGUUCUUAUUGUAUUUGGCAGCUUGAAGUUCCAGAAAGUGGAGAUGUUAAUCAUCCGAAUAUUAUAAAUUUCACCGUGAAGAGCGACAAUAAAGAUAAUCACUUGAAGAUUUACGAUGGCGGUUCUGUAAGAGACAUGACCAAAGAGGUUUCUUCUAAAGAGAUGUUAAGUAGAACAAAUAAGUUAAUAUUUGUUUACAACAGAACUGGUUUGCCACCAACCGACAACUUGGUGGUAAAAUUUCAUUCACAAACUUGCAACAUGACAUGCCAGAAUAAGAUGUGUCUCCACGCAGCCUGGGUGUGUAACAAUAUCAACGAGUGCGGAGAUAACACCGACGAACUGAACUGUACGGGCAGGCCCAUACCGCCCGAACCUCCGUCAACGCCCGCUCCUGCACCAUCGCACGAAGGAGGGGGAGUUUCUCCAGUUGCACUGGGGCUGGGAUUGCCCAUCGCCUUCAUUUGCGGUAUUUUGGCUGCGCUGUUCGUUCCUCCUUUAUACCGCAGAUUUCGCAGCAGCCAGUACCACCAAUUCAGGGAUAUAUCCGCAGAAGCUUGAUUUUUGUCGAGCAACCGAUAAAAUUAUGUACGUAUUGUAAAUUCCACAGUGUGGAAGACGUAAAUAACAUCAUUUGUUAUAAAACAGAAUAUUCAAAAUUAGCAUCAGUCUAAAGUAUGCUUCGCCCACAUCAAAUGUUUGCAGAUAAUAUUUAAAAUUUCCAAUUACAAUUAACUGUGAUAACCAUGGGUAUAUCUUGCGCAAAAAUCAAGUACACAAGGCCACUUAUCGGUACUUAGGGUCUAUCUUUCCGGUUUGUUUUCAGUUUGAGUUACCAAAAAAAAAUACCACGUCACGUAAGUUUAAUUUUGUUACAUCAACAUGCAGUUUUUAUAAAAACAAAAAUUUUUUUUUUCUCUGGUGAUUGUUGUUUAUAUAU